Molecule: messenger RNA, 644 nt
Organism: Thrips palmi
Lineage: Eukaryota; Metazoa; Arthropoda; Insecta; Thysanoptera; Thripidae
Product: neuroglobin-like
Exons: 3
Coding region: 1-606 (201 amino acids)
Molecular function (GO): heme binding; oxygen binding
Source: RefSeq, a predicted model, not a curated record
AUGGGCUGCGAGCUGGGCAAGCUGGCCGCCUCCGAGAGGGGCGGCGGCAGGGGCGGUGACGGCGGCGGGGGCGGCGGCAAGGACGACCUGCCCGCGCCCCCCGCCACGGAUCCGCGGCUACCGCUCACCGCCAAGCAGAAGUACACCAUGGUCGCCUCGUGGAAAGGGAUCAACCGCGAGAUGGAGGCGACGGGGGUCAACAUGUUUAUCAAGCUGUUCGAGGAGCACAAGGAGCUACUCUCGCUGUUCGAGAAGUUCAUCGCGCUGCAGACGCGGGAGCAGCAAGCGAGCAGUGAGGAGCUGCAAGAGCACGCCACCAAGGUGAUGAGCACGCUGGACGAGGGCAUCCGCGGCCUCGACGACAUGGACUCCUUCUUCUCGUACCUGGGCCAGGUCGGCGCCAGCCACCGCCGGAUCAACGGUUUCCAGAGCCAGUACUUCUGGAAAAUCGAGGGCCCCUUCCUCAAGGCGGUGGAGCAGACGCUGGGUGACCGCUACACCGCCAACGUGGAGAACAUCUACAAGGUGACCAUCAAGCUCAUCAUCCAGACGCUGGUUGACGGCUUCGAGGGAACAGGCCACGCCGCGGGCACGGCGGGGUCCUGAGCGCCCCCUUCAGGGAGGGCCGCGCCCCGCGGGGCGGG